AUGAACGUAAAGCUAAAGGUACCUAAUAAAAGAUUAAAUAUUUCUUUGGAAACAACACCUGAUUCAGCUUUGAAGGAGAAUCUUACUCACAUUUUUAUGAAAUUGACGGACCUAGAUAGGCAAAGGAGUGAACGGUGUCUAGAAGAGAAAGACUGGAAUCUUAAAAAUGCCCUGGAGUAUUUCAUAAAACUACUGAAACUGAAUCACAUAGACCUAUUGUUUACUACAUAA
Molecule: messenger RNA, 231 nt
Organism: Parnassius apollo (apollo)
Lineage: Eukaryota; Metazoa; Arthropoda; Insecta; Lepidoptera; Papilionidae
Source: the annotation of a GenBank genome assembly